AGGGUGGGGGUCUCUUGGGGAAAGGAGGACAACCUGUACUUCUGGGAGAAUGGGAGAAGUUGGGAAGAUAGCAGUGUUUGUGAUGACUUUCAUCAACUGCAAUGCCCUCCUGGAUCUAUCUGGUGUCCACCAGGUCACAGGCACAUGGAUGGGACCCACCACUGUACCGUGUACCUACGUGCCUUCAGAAGGUGUCACACAGCAAACGCUUAGCUGGAGCGUGGAGCGGGACUCCAGCAUCUCUACCAUCUUCCGGAGGGAUGAUUCUGGGGACCACAUCUUGCUGUCUAAAUUCCGAGGCCGAGUCAGCGUCCCAAAGCACAGCCCAGGGGAUGCCUCACUCCUCAUUGAGAACCUUGAAAUGCCUGACAGUGGACACUACACCUGUCAAAUCAUCUGGAGGUCUACAGAUAACAGCUUGAUAACAAGAGAGGUGACCACUACAGUUAAAGUUGUCAAAGUGGCAGCCACCAAGCCCAUCAUCAGAGCUGGACAGCUGGGGCUGACGCUCCCGGCCGGAGGCAGCACCAGCCUCACCUGCGAGGCCAGCGGCUCCCCUCCCAUCAGCUACCGCUGGUUCCGGGCCACCCCGGCGGGCAAAGCCGUGUUCCUGAGCAGCGGGGCCGAGCUGGCCUGGCCCAGCCUGCGGCCCUCGGACAGCGGGACGUAUUUCUGCGAGGCAGAGAACAGGGCCGGCGCCGGGGCCGUGCAGCGCAGCGAUGCCGUGCAGCUGACGGUGACAGAUCUGCCCACAACAACAGUGGCCUUGUGGAGGAACGUGGGAACCACGGGCGGACACCACCCAGCCGCAGGUCAGGGUGGGAGCAGUGACAUGGAGCACACAAUGACAGAUCCGGUGCCAACAACACGCAUCUCCAGGAUGGAUACUGCUCCAGUCGGGCCUUUCACAGACACAGGUUCCCCGCUGCUGUACGGGCCGGCGGCCGCGCUGGGCGGCGCCGCGCUGGGCGCGCUGCUGGCGGCGGCGCUGGGCUGCUGGCGGCGGCGGAGGAAGGACGCCGCAGCACUGCAGAUGUCGCCCCGCUGCACGCUGAGGUGGAAGUCCCUAUUAUAUGCCUACAUGAGGAAAUGA
Pseudopodoces humilis (Tibetan ground-tit) is the source of this 1093-nucleotide messenger RNA. Lineage: Eukaryota; Metazoa; Chordata; Aves; Passeriformes; Paridae. The record is from RefSeq and is a predicted model, not a curated record.